Molecule: messenger RNA, 531 nt
Organism: Lycium ferocissimum
Lineage: Eukaryota; Viridiplantae; Streptophyta; Magnoliopsida; Solanales; Solanaceae
Exons: 2
Coding region: 1-531 (176 amino acids)
Source: RefSeq, a predicted model, not a curated record
AUGUAUGUUGACCAGAAGGUUCGGGAUCUAGAGUUUAUUGAGGGUGAGGAGGUUUUUCUGAAGAUUUCACCCAUGAAGGGAGUUAUUCAAUUUGGGAAGAGGGGCAAGUUGAGCCCAAGGUACGUUGGUCCAUUUGAGAUUCUCUGUCGUAUUGGUGAUGUUGCUUAUGAGUUAGCCCUGCCACCAGGCUUGUCAAGUGUUCAUCCAAUAGUCCAUGUUUCUAUGUUGAAGAGGUACCAUUCAGAUGGGUCUUAUAUCGUUCGCUGGGAUUCUGUGUUGCUUGAUGAGAAUCUGUCCUACGAGGAGGAGCCUAUCAUGUUCUUAGAAAGGCAGGUUAGGAAGUUGAGGUCUAAGGAGAUAGCUUCUGUUAAGGUUCAACGGAAGCAACGUCCUGUUGAAGAGGCCAUAUGGGAGACCGAGUCUAAUAUGCGUUCCAGAUAUCCCCAGUUGUUUGCUGACUCAGAGUACGUGACAGGUUCCACAUCCACUCCUCGUGAGCGAUUAGGAGGCACUUUCGAGUGUCUAGGGUGA